CGCCCCCGAUUGACCGCGUCACUGCCAGACAAACAAACAGUGCAAGUGGAAUUCCAGCCUAGCUGUGCGACACUGGAGAUAAUGCACAAAAAGGAGGCAAGGAAAUCUGGUUCUCAUGUCGACGAUGGUAUAGCUGAAGGCAAACCAACUGUUGUUAUUUGCGACCCAUGGAAUCCUCCCUAUCCUAUGUACCAUGGUUCUCCUACUCGCAAGUCCUACGCAGAGUGGUGCAGCAAAAGAAGAGAUUUUCUCAAGACCUCCAGAGCAACCAGUGUAAUCACCCCGGAUCGUACUCCUCCGACGGUGCAUUAUAUGUUCUACCAAGUGCUAUAUCCCCGCUUGUUGCCCAUCCUGGAGAAAGACAGCGUCGCCCGCUUCCUCCGCUUGUACGCCGCCGAGUGCGGGAAGUGGAUGACUUCUGGUUCCAUCAUCACCCCAGAAGCCUUCAACCACAUGAUUGCUGAAGAUGCCCUGCGAAUCGCAAAAGUUGUCUUGGAGGUUAAGGCUCCCGAGCUUGAAGGGUGCCGCACCAAUCCCAACUAUAUGAAUCAGUAUGGGUACUUUCCCCUACAUGAAGCCGCGGAAAGGUUCUCCCUUGAGAUGAUCAAAUUGCUCCUCCGUCAUGGCGCGUCAGCCAAUUUACGAACGGAUGGCGCUGAGGAUCUACUCCCACUCCAUGUCGCAGUUGAGGGCACUUGUCUGCACAAGUAUCUGGAGGAUAGUCUACUUCCUGAGCAGGAGGAGCAUCACAAUUGCCCAACAGUGAAAGAUGCCAACUAUAUUUACAAGAUCAUUCAUCUUCUGUGCCUGCCUGAGAUGAAAAUGUUCUUGGAUACGACUAGGCUGCUUGCUGAAUACACAAAUAAUCUAGUUGAUGAGAUCUUGAACUACAUGAAGGAUGGUAAACUUGUGCAAACAGCAGUUUUGCUCCUCGCGGCUCAAGCACAAAUCCGCGUGGGAUCUCGCUGCGGUAGAAACGGUAAUAGUACACUUGAUGGAUUUUCUAUUAUCACAGCAGGCAUUGGCCAACACAUGAUUAGCGUUAAAUUGGAGAUGUGUCGAAGCAAAAAGGAAAUGGCGCCGGAUCUGGAGGCUAAGUGCGAACAUCUGUCAUCUGCGUUGUUGCUUGUUAAAAUAAUUUCCCAAGCUGGAAAUGCUCUCGAUUCAUACAUUGGGACUCACCAAAAGGUGCCUCAUACAAAGGUCCUUGAACGUGUUUCACAAAUUCUUAAUGAUCAUGGUUUUUUCCCUAGUGGAGAAGGCCUGGGCAUUGGAAACCUCUUCCCUUAUAGAUGGUGUACAAUGCCUAAUGGUAAGGCACCUGAAAAACAUGGGAAUGUGGUUGCAACUGAGGCAGCUGCGAAAACGCCUAAUCUGUAUCCUGCAGGUAAAAAGGCUGCAAGAAGUAAACUUCGUGGACGUUGGGAGCGUGAAUGCACAUGGAAUAGCUUCUUCCCAUAUUGGAGAUCGGUGUUGUCACAACGAUAUCCCAAAAAGGCGGCUCCAGCCUACGCACAAGGCGAUGCCUUGUGUCUGCCUAACUCUGAUCACGUCCAUAACUCUGGGAGCAAGUCAUCACUUGGUGAACUUUCUAUGCCGGCUACAAAUGAUACUGCACGUUCAUUGGCAAGAAGAAUUCCUCAGGGCACAAGAAUGAAUCAUCCGAGCAGGCUAUUUGGAACUGUUGCAUUGAAGAUACUCAAGGUGCUGAAGAAUACAUGA
Molecule: messenger RNA, 1722 nt
Organism: Lolium perenne
Lineage: Eukaryota; Viridiplantae; Streptophyta; Magnoliopsida; Poales; Poaceae
Biological process (GO): positive regulation of protein catabolic process; protein ubiquitination
Molecular function (GO): protein binding
Source: RefSeq, a predicted model, not a curated record